AUGUACCCCGAUGGUCUCAAUAUUCAUGAUGUGCCAAUAACAAAUCGAGAGACACUGGAAUCGGCAUUUUCUCUUCUUGGCAAAGGCCGCGUAUCGAACCUUGGUCAAUUCUCGACUGACCAUCUCGCCCGCAUGAUCGGAAUCAUAUCACCUGAACUGAAUCAGGAUUCAACGAUCCCAGGAGAGCCAGGGAAAUCAACGCGUCUAAGAUGCCGGGGUUGCCAGAGGCCCGUUCUGAACGACGCUUUUCUCUUCUUUGUUGUGGAAUUGCCAAGUUGUUACAUUAUCGAGGUUGUUCCGGGUGUCCAGAAGGGUGGCAAUGGCUGUGGGCAAGAUGGCUACAAAGGAAAGCCAGGUCUCGUCCCUGUUAACCACACAGUGCAGGACCAUACACAGAAAGUAGGGUUAUUGUCCAGACUAAACGCCGCAAGGCAAAUUGGAAGGGCCCCCUAUGCCGCACAGGCAAUGGCCUGGAGGGUUGUGCUGAUAUUGUUCGUGUACGCUGCAGGGGUUAUGGUCAAGGUAACUAACCAGAAAGUAGAAUGCGGGCGCGAAAGAGAUUACUACACACCAGAGUGA
Messenger RNA from Penicillium robsamsonii, 579 nucleotides. RefSeq lists its product as uncharacterized. The record is from RefSeq and is a predicted model, not a curated record. The coding region runs from base 1 to 579 and encodes 192 amino acids. Lineage: Eukaryota; Fungi; Ascomycota; Eurotiomycetes; Eurotiales; Aspergillaceae. The transcript has 4 exons.